UAAAAAUAGAUAUGUCUCUGAAUAAUUCUGAUAUAAUUGAUGAUUAAAAAAUUUGAUUGUGAUUUAUAAAACAGGAAUAAGUUUGUUACCAAUAGCCCUAUAAAUAUAAAUAAUUAUUAUAUUAAGUUAUAGGCUAAAUUAAUUUUGUAUUUCAGACGAAAUUUUAUCGGGGUUCGUCGCCUAUCGGUCCGUUGAAAUCACCCAAAAACCGAUCGAGUCUCGAUCGCCGGCCACCAGCCGGUUCGGGUCCGUCACAACAAUCCUGCCGCCCGACCGCCGAUGCACCGUCGUCCUGCGGACCGCAGGCGACGACACCGACCGCCGUCGACGCCAGCCGACUUCUUCGCUUCGUGCGACCACUUUCAUAUCUCUUCGGAGUGCCGCACCAGCCGACGGCCGCCAGUAGACAGGCCAUGAGCCGUGCGUACGAGCCGCAUCCUAUGUUGUUCCCCCGUUCCUGAGGUGCGUGUUUUUGCUGGUGAAUUGAUAUUUUCGUGUUCCGUUCGGCGGCAGGGUCCAAAUGCAGUGCGCUGUUUUGUGAGAUUUCCGAACGGAUUAUGGCAGACGGUCGUCGGUCGCGACGUUUUGGCAUAGGUGUGUUUUAAAUUCAUUCGUGAAAGAAACAUUGUCGAUCGAGUUACAAAUGAGGAAGCUUAUUAGAAACGAGGCUUAGCAAUGCCGUACACCAGAAUGAAAAGGAAUUUUUUGCAAGGUUUACUAUGGCUGUAUCUACUAGGAUUUGGUUAUAUGGCUCUGUCACUUGAUAAUCCAGGGUUUUUGGACUUCGAUAACUUGCCAGAUACGAACUUUUCGUGUGUCGGAAAGGUUAUUGGGGGUUACUACGCCGAUUUGGAAACCAACUGUCAGAUGUUCCAUGUUUGCACCAUCGGCCAACUGGAUGAACCCAUGGACAUAAGGUUUUUAUGUUUGAACGGUACAGUUUUUGAUCAGGAAACUAGGGUCUGCGAAAGAAUAGACGAGGUGGACUGUUCAAAAUCGGAACAAUUCUAUAGCUUGAAUUUAGAAUUAUAUGGAAAUAGUCAAGCAGCAAUUUUAGAAGAAUCCGCAGAGACUGAAGCCCCAUUAAUUAUCAAAUCAACGAUCCCAACAACGACUACGACGACAACCACCACAACAACCACCCCCAGGCCGACGUUGAAGACAACUCGGCAGCCGUUCUUCACAUCGGUCGCACCACACACAAUAACAACGCCUACCAGCCAACAACUAAUCUCCACCCAUCAUUUCCCGGUGGUCAACGCCAACUCACCGGACAUCCGCUUCAACCCGGAGGAGAUCAACAUCAGUUUGAACCCCGGUGCACCGCCGGACAUAAGGACGAAACCGCUACAGCAAAGUUUUAGUGAAAAUAGUAAUAGUAAACUAAUAGUGACUACUCACAGUACAUUCGACGACGAUAGUGACUCCCACAUACAGUUAACGACUCAAAAACCCAAAUCGGUGGUGAGCUAUGGACUUACGCAUACUAACAACAAUAAACACCAAAGUGUGACUCCGUCCGAUAUUAAUUUCGGUUUUACCUUCCACCAGCCCGAGGACCAGGUGGAAUACCACACCGAAUCCCAGCACAAUUACCACUACGAAUCCAACUACAGGCCGAGCUAUUUGCAACACAGAAACCAAUUUAAGCCGACGACGUUCAGAAACGAUUACACUCCUACCACAGCCAGGAACAAAUUCUUUCCCAACAAAGCCACAACUGCCAGAAACCAUUACAUUCCGUCUUUGAAAUCCCCUCAGACACAACACCAAUCCAUUCCCCAACAUCACUUUCAUCAGGUAAGAACGGAGAAACCUCAGAGGCUCCAGCUACCUCUGCCACUUUUACCGACGCUCUCACCACUUACGUUUAGUUCCCCAGCUCCGUUUAGUCUCCCAAGACACAUAGAAACCAAAAGAUACACCAAGGAACACCAUCCACCACCAAGGAUCAUUAUCAGCGCAAGCGCAAGUGUCAGUGACGCUAGUGGCAGAAGACUGAACUAUUCGCUGGGGCAAAUCGGAACUGCACACAUUUUAGAACAACCCCCAUCUUCAUAUGACGAAUAUAAAGAUGGCGAUGAAGGACUAGACCCGUUUUACCAUGACGUACCCAAACUCAAGCACAGAUCAAAGAGAAGUACUAAAGUUUUAAAACACUCAGACAUCAUAAGAACCGAACAGGAAGCAGUAGAUGUAUUAAAAUUUUUGUUCGACUGGUACAAGGCCCACGAACAAACUAGCACCAUAACCAUACCCGUAUCUCCUAGCAUAAUCACCGAAAUUAAUGAGGAACUUGCUCCAACCACAGAAACUCCUUUAGCUGAAGAAGACAAAAAACCCGUCCCUGAGGUUGAUCAAAAGAUAGAGCCCACCACGGAGGUAACUAAAAGUAGAACUAGAGGUCGAGGUAGAGGCAAAACUAAUUUCUUAGGUAGUCAAUUAUUCCAGAGUAAAAGUAAAUUUAAUAUUGUGAGUAGCGUAAUUGAUGAUACUGAACCAAAGGUUACUGAAAAUCAAGACAAAUCAAUCCCAUCUGAAACAAACGUAGAAGUUGAAAAGGUCCCCAUUGAAACAGUUGUGGUAGAUGAGAUUUAUCAUGAUAGUACGAAACCACUUGCAGAAAAUAAAACAAAUUUUCACCUUGAGAGCAUAAUAAAGGAAGAAGUGAUAUCAACUCCGUCUACAACGGUUUCAUCCACGUUGCCUAGUCUUCGUUCUCUUAUAAAAAUGAAUCAUGAGGUUGAAGAGGUACCGCCAAUUAAGAUAACAGAGGAUACUAAUGAAAAUACUAAGAAAACUUCGAGAAAUGAUGUAUCUCGUUCAAAUGGUAAGGAUAAAAAUCAUUCAAAUCAAAGGCGGAGAAAUUCAAGAAGACGAUCUAAGAAAGUUUCCAAACCUGAUCAAGAACCGGCUACUAAAAUUUCUGUAAUUGUUCAAAUUCAGGAGGGAGAUGCUCCUAAAACUUCCAACGUUGAUGUAAAUGUUACUGAUGUCGAUCCUCAAGAUCUUAAAAAUGUCGAGGAAGAAUCAAAUAAACAGAAAUCAACAAGCAAUAUUAAUUUGGAAGAUUUACAUCAAAUCUCUGAUGUCAAGGGGCAGACAAGUGUCAACAAUUCUAAUACUUCAAUAUAUGAUCACUUAGAGGAAAUAUCUUCUGUUUCUAGUGUUGACAAUGAUGACUCACAAGUAUCGACUGUAGUAAAUCUAACUCCAGCUACCAAGAGCGAUAAUAUUGAAAAAAUAAAAAAGGAGAAACAAAACACCACAGAGGAAGAAGUUAUAAUUACGGAGCAACCCAUUCCAGUUUAUUCAGAGAACACCAGUAAAAAAGUCGAAGAAGAGAUUGUGCAUCAUCGUAAUUCACAUAGACGUAGGAAUUCCAAAAGACGAAAGUCAAAGAAAGCUAAUUCCGACUUUGAGCAUCCUUUAGAAGUUGUUAAAGAAUCUAAAAUGCAAGAGAAAGUUAAAAUUACAACAGAAACUGCCGUUCCUGAAAAGUUUGAUACUACUACUUUAAUUGUAAUUAAAUUGAAUCCCACAUCUGAAUAUUAUAGUACUGAAGAACCAUCCUUGGAAACAAGUUCAUCUGACAUAUCACACAAAAAUAGACAAUCAGGACAUGAACAGAUUACUGAAGAACAUUCUACAAUCAAAAAUAAUGAAAAUAUAGAGACAACCGAAAUUUUAAAUGAUAGAAUUCAAAAAGAAGAUAUAAAUCAAAAUAUGUCUACAGAGGUAGGAGAAACUUACACUACGGUUAAUCCUGAAGAAGAAAUUAAAUUGGACUCAUAUUCAAGUACUGAAAAAACCUCAACUCCCAGUACUACUACAACUGAAAAGAGACAUUUUGAAGAAAUAAAUAACCAAUCGACACAUAGAAGACGGAAUUCAAGACGUCGAAAGACUCACAGCCAAAGUCGAUCAGAACCUUCAACAUCAACUACUGAGAACAUCAUUGACACAGUUGUAAAUACAGAAUCAAUAAAUGAAUUUGAAAUUCCAAAAGCAGAAAACAUUACUGACAAUAUAAAAGAAAACAUCAACACAAGUCAUAUUGAGAAUCAUAAUAUUGAUGAAGAAAUAAAAGAGAAAUUUGCUGAAAUUGAGGAGUCAACUUUUGCUUCCAUAAUAACGAAUCAGCCAGAGCCUCAGAGAUCUAGAACUUCUCGAAAGAAGUCCCAAAAUCUUACUCCACAACAAUCCUCAACUACAACUGAAAGUAUUGGUGAUACAAUACUAGACAAAGAAAAAUUAAUUGAAUUUGAUAUUUCUGAUAAUUUAACAGUUGCUGAAAAUACGACGUCAAAUACGAAUUCAAGUAGUCCGGAGGCGUUAGAAAUAAAUGAACAUCAAUCAAAUGAAACGUUAGGAAAGACUGAAUAUACAACUGAAACAAUAACCACCACACCAAUUCAACCAAUUUCUCACAGACCUCGAAAUUCUCGUCGUAGAACAUCAAACAGAAAUGAAGAAUCAAAGUUGCAACAAACAAACGAACAACAAAACAAAAGACGACGUAGGAGAAAAAAGAAACAAAAAGACGUAACAACAAAAGCAACAACGGUCAGUGAUCUAUUCUCAUCAGCAGAAUCAAGCAGCCCUAUUGUUUCUUCAGAAGACUUAAUGGAAAAUCCUACCAAAAUUUCUGAAGUCUCUAUAAAAACUACUUCUAAAACUGACUUAGAAAAAAUAUUGAAUGAAAAUGAUGAUAUUACUUUAGAACAUUUUAAUGAAGAAACUUCAGAACAUGAUUUGUAUUUGCAUGAAGAUGAUUACGUUAAUGAUAACUAUGAACCUUCGACGUACGUGGAACCACAUAAAACCAUCGAAUCAAAUGAAGUGAACACCACCUAUAAAGAAAAAGACGACGAUAAGGAAAAAUAUUUGUAUGAUACAUUUUCUACUGCGGCAGAUGAUUAUUAUGAAGAUUUUCAUGAAAAAUAUUAUGACCCCAGUCUUGAAAAUUCACCUGAAGAAAGUGUAGAACUAGAUACCCGUAAGGAAACAGUGUACGAUACAGAAACACAUAUCCAAAAACAGGACGUUGAGAAAGGUGGAACUGCUAAAAAAGUAAUUUUUCACUUAAACGGAUCCGAGGAAGCAAUAGAUUUAAAAAUUGACUACCAUAACAUGACGAAAUUGCCUGAAAGUACCACUGAAACUAACCCAACUACUGAGUCAAUUUCUGAACCACUAAUGACAGUUACUACCAGUACCACAUCAACUACGACUACAACUCCUUCUGCAAUAGAGACCACCAGUAAAGUAGAUAGGAAAAGACAACGAGGAAAAUCUACUUUUCAACAACAGUUAUUACAUGAAUUAGAAAGAAUUUUGGAAGUCACUGAAAGCUCAAUGGUAGAUACUACUCCAACAACUCCACUAGCCGAAUUUGAAGUUUCAGAAAUGAAUGUAACUCCUUCUUUAUCUACUACUGAGACGCCUUUUACGGAGAAAACUCAGUUUGAGGAGCCCUCUACUUCUCCUAUUAGUACCACCGAAAUUCCUGUUACAAAAAAUUUGUUGUCUGAGGAAUAUUCUGCUUUUACCGCCACUACAGAAACGCUUACUGAGGAAGUAGAUAAAGAUAUAUCUUCUACAAGUGUUUCUACCACAACCACAACAGAAAAUUCUGAUACGACUUACUUACCAGCAACUGAAACUACUCAGUUGGAAGAGAUUAUACCUACAACUGAAUCUAAUAUAGCAACUACUGAAGAAAACAUUGAUGCAGUUCAAACUACCGAUGAAGAUUUGAAGGUUGAACAUGAAUCAACAACAGUUAUGUCAUUAGAAAAUUAUGUAAAGAGUAUUGAAGAAACGACGGGAAGUAUUGUCACUACUAUGACCACUACUAAACUUUUAGAUAUGCUUACAGAUUCAAAUGAAAGCUCCACCAUUGUGACAACUACUCAAGGGUAUACCACUGAUGAAGAUAAAGUCGGCACUGUACAAGAAACUAACAUUACUACACCAUUACCAAUAACCCAAACCAGCAGCACCACAGAAAAUGUGGCAACUAACUCAAGACGUGGCAGAGGUAGGGGUCACAGCAGAGACAGGUCUUCAUACAGAAAUAGUCAAAGACGUACCAACACUAGGCAUAGAUUCAGUACGGACUUUACACAAAGACCUACAUUAACGAAAAGCACCGUAGAACAAGAUAUCAUUGAUGCUAUCAAAUUAAAAACCAACGCGUAUGAGGUCACACUGGAGAGCACUUCUCCAUCUAAUGUUCCUAAUAAAAUUGACGACGAGUCGAAUACAACGGACGCACCGUUGUACAAAAGCGCAAAUCCCACUCAGCCCGAGCAAAGAAAAAUGCCCCAUUCCACCACUCUAUCGAUUAUACAGAAGAGGAUUCGGCUGGACAGGAAUUUUAUAUUCAACUGCUUCAACAGGGAGGUAAACAAGUUUUAUCCAGACCCAAGAGAUUGUAGACUGUUCCAUUAUUGUACUCCAGGAUAUAACAAGAACCAGUUAUUAGACAUGAAAUUCGUAUGCGAUUUUGACACGUUCUUCGACGAUGAAAAGCUCAUUUGUACGAAGAAAAAACCCAAACGAUGUUUGUAAAUAAAUUAGGAAAUUAAAAUUGCCAUUUCUUAAAUUUUAGGUUAAGUGUUUUGUGAUUGUACUCGAAAUUUCAGUUAUGUAAAUUAAUAUUAAACAAUUUGUAAAUAUAAUGUAAGCUUAACUACUUGUUAUUGUUAAAUAAUGUUUGUACUUUUUAGCUAAAUUUAUUACUUCUUGAUAAAGUCACUACUGUAUUGUAAUUAUUGAUAAAAAUACUCAUAGAAUAAUAUAUUUAAUUUAAAUGUUAGAUGUGUAUUUUAUGCGUCAAUGAAUGAAAUAAAUAAUAAUU
Aethina tumida (small hive beetle) is the source of this 6865-nucleotide messenger RNA. Its product is annotated as mucin-4-like. NCBI's taxonomy places the organism in Eukaryota, Metazoa, Arthropoda, Insecta, Coleoptera, Nitidulidae. Gene Ontology annotation, cellular component: extracellular region. Gene Ontology annotation, molecular function: chitin binding. The coding region runs from base 676 to 6576 and encodes 1966 amino acids. The record is from RefSeq and is a predicted model, not a curated record. The transcript is spliced from 8 exons.